Messenger RNA from Scutellospora calospora, 154 nucleotides. Lineage: Eukaryota; Fungi; Glomeromycota; Glomeromycetes; Diversisporales; Gigasporaceae. The record is from the annotation of a GenBank genome assembly.
AGCCCGUGAUAGUGGUAAUUAUUUAGAAUAUUUGGGCUUUUAUAAUCCCCGUAGUAAGGAAAUAAAAUUAGAUAAGGAUAAUAUUAAAAAACGGUUGUCUCAGGGAGCUCAGCCCACUGAUACAGUGCGAGAUUUAUUUAAAAAAUAUCUUUAA